Molecule: messenger RNA, 222 nt
Organism: Rotaria sp. Silwood1
Lineage: Eukaryota; Metazoa; Rotifera; Eurotatoria; Philodinida; Philodinidae
Source: the annotation of a GenBank genome assembly
AUGGAGACAUCAGCUAAAACAGCUGUUAACGUCGAAGAAGCAUUUAUCAAGACAGCUCGUGAAAUUUGCAAUAAAAUUGAAGAAGGCGUCUUUGAUCUCACGAAUGAAAUGUCUGGCAUUAAAAUUCCUCGCAAACGACCUAUUGAGAAUCCAAAUGCUCGUAGUAAUGCAAAAUUAAAUCAAAGUAGUGGUUGUUGCAUGAAAAAUGAGCGCACAUCGUAA